AUGCGCGUGCACACUCGUCGAAGGACGCGUAUCGGAGAAGCAGCAGCGGCGCUGGCCGAUGAUCACGGCGGAGAUAAAAAGGCAGCGGCGCAGACAACGCCGCGACCGAGUGCGACGCGGGACUGCGCAAUUGCCGCAGCCGAUCCUGGCCCGCGGUGGGAAGAGCUGAGCCGCCGCAACUUGUUGAGCGGCGGCGAUCCGCUCGGGGCGAGCCGCUGUCGCCGCCGCACGCUCCAGAUCUGCGCUCCUCGCGAGAUUGAGAGGAAAGGUCUGGCCCUAUUGGUACCCACGGAGCCCUGCGGCAAGACGCUGACUCGUAGCGGCCGCCUCACGUCGCCCGGAUACCCCAUGUCGUACCCACCGAACGUCCGCUGUUCGUACAUGCUGCGGCCACAGGGUCCCGGCGUAUGCGCCGUCGAGCUGAAGUUCGAGGAGCUGGACGUGGACGGCCACCUGCCUCUGUGCGACGCCGGCGAUGCGGUGCAGCUCAGCUCGACGGGCGAGCGUUUCUGCGGAGUCGAGCCACCGCCACCCAUCGUGAUCCCGGUCUCCGCCGACGGUCUUCGGAUGGAAUUCUACUCCAACGGUCAGGGAAGUGGUACAGGUUUCGCAUUACAACUGACCCAGAUCGAGAACUCUUGUCCAAAAAAAGGCUCCGCGUGCGGUGGCACCUUCGCCAAGGAGCGGUUCAGGCUGGAGGGCCCGUCGGCGGCAGGCGGCGCCUGCCUCUACCUGCUGCGCAAGUUCGACGAGGCCGUGUGCCAGGUGCAGGUGCGCUUCCAGCGCUUUUCCGUGGGACCCGGCGGUGAAUGCGACAAGGGGCCCCGCCUGCUGGUCGCGGGACGCAGCCUGUGCGGAUCCCGAGGCCCCGAUGCCGUAGAAACAUUCGACUUCCCGACACAGACACUGGCAUUUCUCUACCAACCAGGGGAUAAGCCGCAACAAGACAAGUUUGUGCUGGACAUUUUUCAAGAAAAGUGCGAUAGAUAGAGCGCCUUUCGUGAGCUGAAAUAAA
Molecule: messenger RNA, 1015 nt
Organism: Dermacentor silvarum
Lineage: Eukaryota; Metazoa; Arthropoda; Arachnida; Ixodida; Ixodidae
Product: cubilin-like
Exons: 6
Coding region: 1-990 (329 amino acids)
Molecular function (GO): serine-type endopeptidase activity
Source: RefSeq, a predicted model, not a curated record